AUGCGGCUGGCGCUUGCCGGACCUGUCACCAACGCCAGGAGCCAGUCCAGAGCUGCCACCUCUUUCGCCGGCUACGAGGGACGCACCAUCAUCUGCGCUGUCGCCGAGGCCCGUGGAGUCGCCCCUCCAGUUGGCAUUGCCAUCAUCGACAUCGAGCUUGGCAAAGCUACACUGUGUCAAAUCUCAGACACUCAGUGCUACGUCCACACCAUCCACAAGAUACGAGUACAUGAGCCCAGCCAUAUUCUCGUCAUCUCCAGCAAUGUCGCUCCUGAGAAGUCGAUGCUGUGUGGCGUGCUCGAAGAGGAGAUAGUUGGAGCCAGCAUGGUGCCUCUGCCCCGUCGAUACUGGACUGAGGAGAUCGGCCGCGACUACAUCGACAAAUUGGCUUUUCUAGAAGACAUCGAGGCCCUGAAGGUUUCUGUCGAGGGAAAAUUCUUCUCACUCUGUUCUCUCGCCGCGGCAUUCAAAUAUGUCGAGAGCGAAGCCCGCGUCAGGAUCGCGCCCAACAGCGUGGCCAUCCAGUACGAGCCGGCGGAUGACACAAUGAUGAUCGAUGUUUCUUCGAUCCAUAGCCUGGAGCUUCUGCAGAACGCACAGAAUGCCCGAUCGCGGAACUCGCUGUUCGGACUUCUCAACCACACUCUCACCCCGAUGGGAGCCCGCUACCUCAGGAGUUCUAUUCUUCAGCCAUCCACCAAGCGUAAGCUUAUCGAACCCAGGCAGAAUGCAGUCAAGGAGCUCUCAGAGUUCCAGGGUCUGUUCUAUGACGUUCGAAAUGCCUUGAAACGGCUCCCGGACAUUGACAAGGUUGUUUCUCAACUCAUCUUCAUCCGCAUUGACAAUGACGAGGACCUUGCCAUGACCCACGAGCAAAAGAGCAUGAUCAACUGCAUUCUCCAGAUCAAGCAGUUUGUUGCAGCAAUCCCAGCACUCCACGACGCUCUGAAUUUGGCAAAGUGUGAUGUCUUGAUCAAGGUCCAGGCGCAGUGUCUCCCAGAGAUCACGCAGAAGAUUCUUGACAUCAUUGACAAGCACGUCGAUAAGGACGCGCUGUUCUCCCAAACACCUCUGGAACGUAGAGCCCAGACCAUCUACGCAAUCAAGGCCGGCCUCAACCCCAUGCUAGACCUGGCCCGACAAGCGUUCGCAGAGCAGCAGGACAAUGUUCAUAAGCACGUCAGCGAGUUCAAUGCCGAGCACAACCUUGUCAGUGAGAUCAAGUUCGACAGCUCUCGCGGCUACUACCUUCGGUUCCUGGCUAGCGACUACAUCGAGGCCAAUCUCGCGCAUCCCGAUCUCCUCAUCAAUGUCGUCCCCAAGAGGACUCACUGCGAGUGUCAGACCAUCGAGCUUGAAAAGCUCAACCGGGACAUCAAAGCAGCCGAGGACGAGACUCUGAUGAGAGGAGCCAAGGCAAUCGGCAUGCUCGCCCAUGAGCUCCGCACGGAGAUCCCAGCGCUGACCCGCCUCUGCCAGGCGGUUGGAUAUCUGGACAUGCUGGCGAGCCUGGCCCAUGUUGUCACCGCCAACGACUAUUGCCGGCCCGAGAUCUCAACCACCAUGGCGCUCAAGAAGGCCCGGCAUCCGCUCGUGGAGAAGUGCGUCGACAAUUUCGUACCCUACGACGUCUACGCCUCGCCCGGGUACACCUUCCAGGUGCUGACAGGAGCCAACAUGAGCGGCAAGAGCACCUUCAUCAAGACCGCCGCCGUGAUCCAGAUCAUGGCCCAGAUUGGCAGCUUCGUGCCGGCCCAGACCGCCACCAUCCCCAUGGUGAAGAAGGUCUUCACCCGCAUGAUCAAGGACGACUGCAUGGAGGAGAAUGUGUCGGCAUUCUCCCAGGAAAUGAGGGAGAUGGCCUUCAUCCUCCGCAACGCCGACAACAAGAGCCUCGUCGUCGUCGACGAGCUGGGCCGUGGCACCAGCACCCAGGACGGCCUCGCGAUGGCGAUCGCGAUGGCGGAAGAACUGCUGGCGAGCGGGGCGUGCGUCUUUUUUGCCACGCACUUUCACGAGCUGGCCGAGAUCAUGCAAGGGAUGCCGCGUGUGGUGAACCAGCACCUCCGAACGGAGGUGCGGACCGUCGGCCACGGUGAGGCCGCGAGGCCGGAGCUCAAAAUGCUCCACACUGUGGCCGAGGGUCCGGUCGCCCAGGGCGACUAUGGCCUCCAGCUGGCCAAGGCUGUGGGUUGCCCCAAGCCUUUCCUGGGCCUGGCCCAGGUCGUCGCCGACAAGUUUCGGGCCGAGGCCGAGGCGCGGGCCGAGGCCAGUGGGGGUGACGCGGCCCUUCGGCGUCGGGCCCUUGUGGGCAACUUGAAGGAGGUCCUUCUUCAGCUCGGCGCCGACGACUCGUCCUGUGCUCUCCUCAAGGGAGUUCAGGACGAGUUCGUCGAGAGAAUGGACGCGGUUGGCGGCGGCGGCGACGGGGAGGAGGGGGAGGAGGAGGACGGCGACGACGAUGAUGAUGAUGACGACGACGACGACGACAUGGAGCUGGGCGAGAGCCCGAUGUAAGCUAGAAACUGUUGCUAUGUUUUCUACUUUUGCUUUGCCAUCAUAGAAGGGCGUCGAGUGGAAUGCCAAAGUGAUAUCGUAACGUAU
Gaeumannomyces tritici R3-111a-1 is the source of this 2604-nucleotide messenger RNA. RefSeq names its product MutS protein. Lineage: Eukaryota; Fungi; Ascomycota; Sordariomycetes; Magnaporthales; Magnaporthaceae. The record is from RefSeq and is a predicted model, not a curated record. Gene Ontology annotation, molecular function: ATP-dependent DNA damage sensor activity; mismatched DNA binding; ATP binding. The coding region runs from base 1 to 2517 and encodes 838 amino acids. The transcript is spliced from 9 exons. Gene Ontology annotation, biological process: mismatch repair; reciprocal meiotic recombination. Gene Ontology annotation, cellular component: nucleus.